CCACUCUCGCUCCUCUCCUCCUCACCACCCUCCCCCAUCCCUCCACACGCAAUGCCCAUCCCCCGCCUUGUUCCCCGUCUCUCCCGCGCGGCCUUCCGCUCCGCGCGCGCGAACAACCGCUUCUUCAACCAGGCGAAGCCCGCCUUCGCCUUCCGUGGCCUCGCGACCGCCGCCCCUGCUGGCUCCAUCCGAUCCGUCAUCGGUGCCGUCGUCGAUGUCCAGUUCGAGCAGGACAACCUCCCGGCUAUUCUCAACGCCCUCGAGGUCCAGGAUGUCGCUGGUGACCGUCUUAUCCUUGAGGUCGCUCAGCACCUUGGUGAGAACACCGUCCGUACCAUUGCUAUGGACGGUACCGAGGGUCUCGUCCGUGGCCAGGCCGUCCUCGACACCGGUGCUCCCAUCACCAUCCCUGUCGGCCGUGGCACCCUUGGCAGAAUUAUCAACGUCAUUGGUGAGCCCAUCGACGAGCGUGGACCCAUUGAGGCCACCAAGUACCUCCCCAUCCACGCCGACCCCCCCUUGUUCGUCGACCAGUCGACCGCCGCUGAGGUUCUCGAGACCGGUAUCAAGGUCGUUGACCUUUUGGCCCCCUACGCCCGUGGUGGUAAGAUUGGUCUCUUCGGUGGUGCCGGUGUCGGCAAGACCGUCUUCAUCCAGGAGCUCAUCAACAACAUCGCCAAGGCCCAUGGUGGUUUCUCCGUCUUCACCGGUGUCGGUGAGCGAACCCGUGAGGGUAACGAUUUGUACCGUGAGAUGAUCGAGACCGGUGUCAUCAACCUUGAGGGUGAGUCCAAGGUCGCUCUCGUCUUCGGACAGAUGAACGAGCCCCCCGGUGCCCGUGCCCGUGUCGCUCUUACCGGUCUUACCGUCGCUGAGUACUUCCGUGACGAGGAGGGACAGGAUGUGUUGCUCUUCAUUGACAACAUUUUCCGUUUCACCCAGGCCGGUUCGGAGGUGUCUGCCCUUCUCGGACGUAUUCCCUCCGCUGUCGGAUACCAGCCCACUUUGGCCACCGAUAUGGGUCUCCUCCAGGAGCGUAUUACCACCACCCGCAAGGGUUCCGUCACCUCCGUCCAGGCCGUCUACGUGCCCGCUGACGAUUUGACUGAUCCUGCCCCCGCCACCACCUUCGCUCAUUUGGACGCCACCACUGUGUUGUCCCGAGGUAUCUCUGAGCUUGGUAUCUACCCCGCCGUCGAUCCCCUUGACUCCAAGUCGCGUCUUCUCGACGCCGCUGUCGUCGGCCAGGAGCACUACGACGUUGCCAACCAGGUCCAGCAGACCCUCCAGGCCUACAAGUCGCUCCAGGAUAUCAUUGCCAUUCUUGGUAUGGAUGAGUUGUCUGAGGCUGAUAAGCUUAUUGUCGAGCGUGCCCGUAAGAUCCAGCGUUUCUUGUCGCAGCCCUUCACCGUUGCCCACGUCUUCACUGGUAUCGAGGGUGCUCUCGUCCCCCUGAAGGACACCGUCAAGGCUUUCAAGGAGGUCUUGGAGGGCAAGCAUGACCAUCUUCCCGAGGCUGCUUUCUACAUGGUUGGUGGUAUCGAGGAUGUCAUUGCUAAGGGUGAGAAGCUCGCCGCUGAGGCUGCUUAAGCGUUCUAUAGUUUGUUCUAUAGUACACUGAGUACUUCUCUUUAGAAUUUUACCUUUAUAGCAUUGGAGUCUUUAUUACAGAAGAGUCUUAUAAGAAGAGAGAUGGUAAACUCUAGUUACAUUUCUGUUCUUGAGGACUUCUUGAGAAAUAGCGGACAGGUAGAGAGAUGUAAUUUUUGUCUUUAUUUAUCUUGAAUCAAAAAAUUUGAUAUUAUGUUUUAUUAUUAU
Molecule: messenger RNA, 1818 nt
Organism: Myxozyma melibiosi
Lineage: Eukaryota; Fungi; Ascomycota; Lipomycetes; Lipomycetales; Lipomycetaceae
Product: P-loop containing nucleoside triphosphate hydrolase protein
Exons: 4
Coding region: 52-1590 (512 amino acids)
Biological process (GO): proton motive force-driven mitochondrial ATP synthesis; proton transmembrane transport
Molecular function (GO): ATP binding; ATP hydrolysis activity; proton-transporting ATP synthase activity, rotational mechanism
Source: RefSeq, a predicted model, not a curated record